Molecule: messenger RNA, 4450 nt
Organism: Polypterus senegalus (gray bichir)
Lineage: Eukaryota; Metazoa; Chordata; Cladistia; Polypteriformes; Polypteridae
Product: semaphorin-3F-like
Exons: 18
Coding region: 355-2706 (783 amino acids)
Biological process (GO): semaphorin-plexin signaling pathway; negative chemotaxis; negative regulation of axon extension involved in axon guidance
Molecular function (GO): chemorepellent activity; semaphorin receptor binding
Source: RefSeq, a predicted model, not a curated record
GAGGAGCGGCGCUGCCCGGGAGAGAGAGCGCUUUAACUCCGAGCACUCGGCACCUGCCAACACUCCAAUGCCGUGCAGUCGUGGGCUUGUUGUAUGAAGUUUAGAACUGGGUUUGGACGAGCUGCUCAUCUCGGAGCGUGGAUUCUUAAAGCUGCUCCUACUGGAUGUACACGGUCCCAUAGUCUUACGGCUUCGUAUUGCAGCUUCGCUGGAAGUGAAUGAUAAAUUUCUCACUGGACAGCUACGCAAAGACACCGCGGAAAGCUGGAGAGUGGAUUUUUAAUCCGUGACCCUAAGGCUCGGCGCUCGUCGUGCCCGGUGCGUGCCGUCUAUGAUGAUUCGAGUCGUUCUUUCAUGAAAAUCGCCUGCCGCUGCCGAGUGGAAUGUGAAGCCAUACCUGCCAGUCUGCGCCCUGGAGCAGCUCUAGCGGAGUCUAAAGUGUCCCGCGGAGGCCCCCGCCUUUCUAAAUCUGGUGUCACCAUGGCGACAUUGGCUCUACCUAUGUUCUUGCUGACGUUGUGCUUCCCUGGCAUCCUUGGGAACCGGCAGUCCGCUCCCCGAGUGCACCUUUCCUAUAAAGAACUGAUGGAGACUCGCACAGCUCGUCCUUUCAGUUUCUCCUUCAACACAAGUGAUUAUCGAAUCCUGCUGAUGGACCAAGACCAGGAUCGACUCUAUCUUGGCAGUCGGGAAUAUGUAGUGGCAUUGGACAUGCAGAACGUCAACAAGGAGCCUCUUAUUAUCCAUUGGCCAGCUUCUGUGCAGCGCCGUGGUGAAUGUAGGAUGGCAGGAAAAGGAGAACAGGGAGAAUGUGCCAAUUAUGUGCGGCUGGUAGAGCCAUGGAAUCGCACUCAUCUGUAUGCCUGUGGGACUGGAGCUUACAGUCCUGUGUGCACUUUCAUCAACCGUGGUUGGAAAUCUGAGGAGUACCUAUUUCGUCUUGUACCAGGAAAGGCUGAAUCUGGGAAAGGAAAGUGUCCUUAUGACCCCAGACAGGAGAAUGUUGCAUUACUUGUAGAUGGCAGUCUUUAUGCAGGGGUCCACGUUGAUUUCAUGGGUACAGAUGCUGCUGUCUUUCGAACCUUGGGGAAGAGACCAGCUGUACGCACCGAGCAGUAUGAUUCCCGUUGGCUCAAUGAUCCUGUGUUCAUCCAGAUGCAUGUGAUCCCAGACAGUGCUGAAAAGAAUGAUGAUAAGUUGUAUUUUUUCUUCCGGGAGAAGUCAUUGGAAGGAGGAAGCAGUCCCAAUGUGCUGUCUCGUGUUGGCCGGAUAUGCCUGAAUGAUGAUGGAGGGCAGCGCUCUCUAGUGAACAAGUGGACCACUUUCCUUAAAGCAAGACUAGUGUGCUCUGUCAUUGGAGAGGAUGGAGUAGAGACGUAUUUUGAUGAUCUCAGAGACAUGUUUAUCCAGCCAACCCAAGAUGAACGCAAUCCGGUACUAUAUGCAGUAUUCUCAACAACCGGGUCUGUCUUUAAGGGAUCAGCUGUAUGUGUCUAUUCCAUGUCUGACAUUCGGACAGUCUUCAAUGGACCAUUUUCGCAUAAGCAGGGCCACAAUUACCAGUGGACACCAUAUGCUGGGAAAAUUCCAUAUCCACGUCCUGGAACUUGUCCAGGAGGCACAUUCACUCCAGGUAUACGCACCACAAAGGACUUUUCUGAUGAAGUAGUGAAUUUCAUUCGUACACACCCGCUCAUGUACUUAUCAGUGUAUCCUUUGAAUCGUCGGCCUUUGGUGGUCAGGACAGGAGUUGACUAUCGUUUUACCACUAUUGCCGUGGACCAGGUCGAUGCUGUGGAUGGCCGUUAUGAAGUUCUGUUCCUUGGUACAGAUCGUGGGACAGUGCAAAAGGUAAUUGUGCUCCCUAAAGAUCCCAGCACCACAGAAGAGCUCAUUCUGGAGGAGGUUGAGGUGUUUAAGACUUCGGCACCUGUCAAAACUAUGAAGAUAUCAUCAAAAAGGCAACAACUUUAUGUUUCUUCAGAAGGCGGCUUGACUCAAGUUUCACUUCACCGCUGUGGUGUCUAUGGAAAAGCAUGUUCUGACUGCUGCCUAGCCAGAGACCCAUACUGCGCUUGGGAUGGGGAGAACUGUGCACCCUUUACUCCAGCUACCAAGAGGAGGAGUCGCAGACAAGACAUUAAAUAUGGGGACCCUUUGCGGCAGUGCCGGGGAUUCAAUGCUAAAGUGGAGAAGCGACUGGGUGAGACAUCUCAGUUUGGCGUAGAGGGCAGCACUGUCUUUCUUGAGUGUCAACCACGGUCACCACAGGCUUCAAUCAAGUGGCUAUUCCAAAAAGAUGGCACUGGCCGAAGGAAAGUGCUAAACCGUGAUAGAGAGGUUCUCAAGACUGGACUUGGGAUUCUCCUCAAAGGCAUCAGGAAAGAAGACAGUGGUUUAUAUCACUGUGUUGCCACAGAGAACAACUUCAAGCAUACUGUGGCACGGGUGGCUCUGCGCGUACUGGACAGAGAGAUUGUUGAUGCUCUUACAACCCCUGACAUCCCUAUUCACUCACAGUCCAUCCAGCUUGAACCAACUCCACACAGCUCUGUAAAGACCCCACCACAUAUUGUUGGGCAGCCAGAGAUCCGACUUAUUAAUCAGUAUUGUGAAUCCUACUGGCACCAGCUGAACCCAGCACAAAGGCCCAAGAGGACAAGCCGACAUGAUGAUGUCAAGGAUAUACCAGAACGGAGGGACUGAGGAGCCAUGUCUGAAUAUCAAUUUACGAUCUGCUUUGAGGGUAUGAAGCAGUGAUGCCCAGAUUCUCUCCCAGGUGCCAUUCCAGAGCAAUUUUGUUCUUAAAACCAGGUGCUUUAUACCUUCUCUGACUGACAGCACAGACCACUUUAUUGUAUAAAGCUACAAGCCUGAUAGUCAGUCACACAUUUUGGGUAUGCCAGAAAAUUGAAUCCCUAUCUGACUAACUUAUGUAGACUUCUAGCAACGAAUGACACAGAUUCACUUUCAGCUAGAUGGCAUUCCUCACUUUUGCACCCCUUGUAAAUGGUAGGGAAAGUGACAUAGUAGGCAAUAUGUAUGCCCCUUACAGUAUAUCAUUUGGGACUACACAUAGCCUUCACAACUUUGCGAAUUACCACUCCAAUAUUAGAGGUGGCUUACCUCAGAGAUUCAACUCUGUGACCCAGUAGCUAUUAGACUUUGAGGAAAAAGCGAGGGGAACCAUGUAGAUGGAUGCAGGUUUUUAUUUGCAAAUUCCCAUUGGAAAAUAACAUUUACAAAUUCCUGGUAGGUUAUGCAACAACAUAAACCAGAGGCUAAGAUCAAGCUGAUUGUUCAAUGAAUUACAGCUGCUCAAUGAUUUCAUGCACAAGUGGAUAUACCAAGGCACCCAGCAAAUACAUUCCUUACUAUUUCUCUUCCUAAUUUAAGAAUCUAAUAAAGUGAUUAUGUAAUUCGUGUUGUUUGUUCUGUACAAUGUAAGCAUACCAACCCACAUUUAUUUCUGACACUUGCAGAAAUAAACAAAAAAGCCACAAGAGAAAUGUCACCAUGGGACAUUUCUCUUGCCUUCCAGUUCCUGUAGCUUUCUUUCUAGUCUACAUCUUACAUAUUAAACAUUCAAGAAUAUAAAAAACAUCAUUCUUCCACUGCACUUUCAUCCCUGUUCAUUUAGAUAUAUGUUAGCAAAGAUUUGUACUGAUUUUCUUUUUUGUAAACUGACUGAGUUGGAAUGUGGAUUCCUUUUUAUGUGGAAGGAACAUCACUUUGUUUGAGUUAACAUACCACAGUUGGCAGACAUUUGAAAAGGAACAGAGCUAUUGUAUCACAGAAAUGAGAAGUUGAAAACAUGCAAAGGACCAGCUUCCUGAAUUUAUAGAGAGCCCAUUUCCUGCACUAAAGACAGUUCAUGAUCAAAUAUAUUGUGCUUCUUCAUGUUUUAUUAUUUUGACUGAUUUUUUAGGUGGAAAAUUAUAAAAGAGGAGAAAGUUAUUUGUAUGACAAUGUGGCAACAUGGUGAUCUAGUGGCAUAAUGUCAUAUAUCUACCCAAGUAACCUAUCUAUGGAAAUUUUAAAAAGUAAUUUAGAGACACAUUUGGCUUACAUCAGGCUCAGUGUGACUCUGAAAUGGAUAGGUGUGUUAGAAAAUGUAUGGAUGGUUAUAUAUUAGUGUGCGUGCUUGUUAUUUGUGGUAAUUUUGCAAAGUUUUAUGUUUAUUCAAGAUACAUAGACUUAUAGCCAACAUCCUAAACUGCUAAUUCUCUUAUACAACAAAUUCUAUCGCUACACUUCUAUUCUGUUGCAUUUUGAGAAACCUCCUUAAAUUCUAUGACCUGUAGGCUAUAGAAUAUUCUUCAUCACAUUAAGCCCUGAUUAUAUCUGUUUUCCCAGAGUAAGGUCAAAUAUGAAUGUGACCCGACAUUUGCGCGAUAGACAUAUGCGCGCCGACAAAAUAGCGCCGAUUAAAACACGCCGACAAAAUCGC